AUGUCUUUUGCAACAUCUUCAUCAUCAUUCACACUUCCGUUCAGUGAAAAUUUUCAUCCGAAUGGUCAAGACAUUCUCCAAAUGCAAAAAGAAUUUCUUACAAGACCAUUCAAAAUUAUUUGUCUUGAAUCUUUACAAAUUUCAUCUCAACAGCAUUACAUUCUACUCGGAGAUGAUAAUGGAAGAUUAUUAAUUUUUGAUUUUUCAAAAUUAGAAUUUGUAUCUAUUUGUGAAAUUCAUCACUCUGCAAUUCAAUCCAUUCAAAUACGAUUUCAAAUCAAUGAAGAAAUGGAUGAAGAUACAUUGGAUCCUCUCACUACCAACCCUAUUACUUGUCUAGAUAACAAUCCUCGUGAAUGUUUCAUUUACACUGCGAGUCAUCAAUCGAUUAAAGUUUGGAAAUUUAAAGAUUUAUUAAUGAAAUCUCAAAAUCCAAUUUUCACAAUUACUCCUUCUCUAUACAAGGAUAGUACUGAAAAUUCUCAUCAUGGUGAAAUUAUUAAUUGUAUGAAAUUAGUUGAUCCAUUGAUUUAUAUUGGAUUUGAUAAUGGAUAUAUUUAUGGUAUUGAUAUGAAUACUACAAAAUUAGAGCAUGUUACUCGAAUCACUAGUAAUAAUAAUGGACAAAUUUGUGGUGUUGCUAUUCAUUCAAUUCAAUCACACGUGAAUCAAAACACUCAAUUAUUUGUAGGAUGUGCAGAUGGUUUGAUUCGAAUUGUUCAUUCAUCCCUAGGAAAUGUUAGCACAACAAUCAUUGAUCCAUUUGGCUUUUCAACGAGUGGAAUUUCAACGUGUAACUUCUCAUUGGAUGAACCGAAUGGACAUUGGUUGCUUGCGUCAAGUAUGGACACGAAUUUUAUGAGUUUGUAUUCUGUGAAAUUUGAUCUCUCCAAACCAGCCAGAAUUAUCAUGAGUGGAAAAACGAGUGAUGUGAAAAUAGCCAAAGAUUGUAUGGUAUCGUUGGGAGGAGCAAAUGUUUAUUAUUGGAAUAGGGAUGGAACAUUGCAAUUGAAGUUAGAAACUCAUUUAGAACAUUUAUACAGCAUUAUUGAAAUGGAAGAUUUAAAUCCUCGCUUGUUGGUCGUGAUUGGAGUUUUGAACUUUGAAAAUUAUCUAAUUACCAUCUCUGCCACUCAACGUCAUAUUUUGCAUAAAAUUAGGAUUCCUCAUUAA
Molecule: messenger RNA, 1173 nt
Organism: Naegleria lovaniensis
Lineage: Eukaryota; Heterolobosea; Eutetramitea; Acrasida; Naegleriidae
Exons: 1
Coding region: 1-1173 (390 amino acids)
Molecular function (GO): protein binding
Source: RefSeq, a predicted model, not a curated record